Talaromyces rugulosus is the source of this 1572-nucleotide messenger RNA. RefSeq lists its product as uncharacterized. Gene Ontology annotation, cellular component: nuclear pore. The coding region runs from base 1 to 1572 and encodes 523 amino acids. Gene Ontology annotation, biological process: nucleocytoplasmic transport. Gene Ontology annotation, molecular function: structural constituent of nuclear pore. The transcript is spliced from 3 exons. The record is from RefSeq and is a predicted model, not a curated record. NCBI's taxonomy places the organism in Eukaryota, Fungi, Ascomycota, Eurotiomycetes, Eurotiales, Trichocomaceae.
AUGUUCGGCGCCAAAUCCGCUGCUCCAGCCGCUGGCGGGCUCUCCAUCAACACAUCAUCCGCCAAUUCGUUAUUCUCCAACACAGCAGCUCCUACAUCCCAGCCAGCAACGGCAGGGAGUCUCUUCGGAAACCAGCAGCAGAAACCCGCCGGGAGCUUGUUUGGAAACACGGCAACCCCAAACAACACGCAACAGAGCGGCGGAAGCCUGUUUGGUGGCCAAGGCUCGAAUACGACCGGUAGCACGCAGCAAAGUGGAAUGGCAACUGGAAGUCUGUUUGGGGCGGCCCCAGCGACAUCGCAACCGCAGGGUGGAGGGCUGUUCGGAAAUACAGCCGCAAAGCCUGCAGCAACAGGCCCGAGCUUGUUUGGCAACACAAACACACAGCAGACCGGAGCAGCAACAACCGGAGGAGGGCUUUUUGGGAAUACCAACACCCAGCAGCAACAAAGUGGCACCACCGGAGGUGGUCUGUUUGGCAAUACCAACACAGCCCAAACAGGCACUGGGGGCGCCAGCCUCUUUGGUGGAACUCAAGGAGCGGCAGCUCCGACACAGAACAAAUCGCUCUUCGGCGCAGCCCCGGCUACCGGUGGCACGUCUCUUUUCGGUGGAACCCAAAAUGCCGGCCAGCAGCAGCAACAACAGCAGCAGCAGCAGCAAAAACCUACACUAUCUAUAUUUGGAGCUCAAAACGCGACGCAGCAACAACCACAGCAACCGACUUCUGCUCCAGGGACGGUUGUUCAAGGGGUUAGGGUCGACGCCAGCAAUUUACUUCCGACAACGAAAUUUGAAAGCUGCGCCGACGAAAUCAAAAGAACCAUUGAGCAGAUUGAUACGUACGUGCUAAGCCAAUUAAAUAUGUGCAAUGAGGUCACAGACCUUUUGCCUAUGAUUGCCCAGCAAGGGAGUACGAUACCCAAUGAUGUCAGCUUCGUCGAAGGCAAGCUCGAAACUAUGCAGCAUGCGCUCGAGAACGAUGCUCGGGAUAUCAACCAUGUUCGCAACAUGGUGACGCGGAAUGCCGCCGAGGCUCAGGUCGCCUUCCGGGCAAUCGACAAUCUCAAACUCCCGCUGCAGUACCAAUCUUCAAGCGGAGGAUGGUGGUCAGUUCCCGAACAACAGCUGUCUGAGCGCCAGUCCCUGCGGUCAUCAAUCAAGAACCGAAAAAGUACACUCGCAUUACCACAUGGCGUCGAAGGGGAUUCUUCUACGACUGACUCGAUCGACGGUGUGCCCGUCAACCUGGUCGAGUAUUUCUCACACCGGUCCGAUGAGAUGUCGACCGUUCUCGACGGCUACAAGAAGAACCUAAAGGAAAUCGAAGACCAUCUGUAUGGUGUCGAGAGCUCCCUGAGCCGGCAGAUCAACGAGUUCACGGCGUCGCGCAACCGAGACAACACGCCCAAUGGCAGCACUGCCAAGUCACAACUGGCGGACCUUGCAGCAGCUCUUGGCGAUGUCGAGGCUGGAAUUUUGGGGGUUGCAAGCCGACUGGGGGCCGCAAAGGAAGAGGUCCAGGAGCUCGCUAUGGGGCCACCGACCUUGGGUCUUGGUCGUCUUGGCUAA